CCUACAUGUAGCAUGGCCUAUAACACUGUGAAUGAAACCUAUCGCUAUUCCUCAGUUUCGUUCUCUGCUUACGGAAAAAGAACGAAACGGGUCGUUCCACAUGAACAUUUUUAUCACGUUGUAAUGUUUUGGGAACUCUUCAGCGAUGAAACUACGAAUAGUCUACGGAAUUCAAAGUGAAAACGAGACUCUGACGUCACGCGUAGUAACAUAGGGAAGCCAAAUCGGUGUGGAAAAUGGGAUUAUUAGAUUUAAUAAGGAAGCUGAAAUCAAACCAAGAUAAGGAACUACGGAUACUCCUGCUAGGUUUAGACAAUGCUGGUAAAACUACACUUUUGAAAAAAUUAGCAUCUGAAGAUAUCAGCCAUAUUACACCAACUCAGGGUUUCAAUAUUAAAUCAGUCGCCUCCUCUGGUUUCAAACUCAAUGUGUGGGAUAUAGGAGGCCAGAGAAAAAUCAGACCAUACUGGAAAAACUACUUUGAAAAUACCGAUGUUCUUAUAUAUGUGAUAGAUAGUGCAGAUCAAAAGAGAUUUGAAGAAACUGGUGUAGAGUUGUCAGAAUUACUAGAAGAGCAGAAGCUGCAGGGAGUCCCUGUGUUAAUUUAUGCCAACAAACAGGACCUGCUUCAGGCUGCACAUGCAUCAGAAAUAGCACAGGGUUUAUCACUAGAAACAAUCCGAGACAGGAAGUGGCACAUCCAAGCCUGCUCAGCUCACAAUGGAGAGGGAGUGGCGGACGGAAUUACUUGGAUGAGUCAAGUUGUAAGCAAGAAGAAAUAGGGCAAUUAGUGACCUACUUAUGUGACAAUGGGCACAAGUGACAUUGACAGCGAUGAUUAGCAGUUUCCCAUGUGUUUGGAGGAAAGCUGACUGGAGUCCGUGGGACACUGAUAUCAAACCAUCAUUAUUUACAUGUCUAUACAUUUAUUUAUCAAUAUUGUUGACUGGUAUAAAAAUUAUAAACCUUGAUGUCAAUUUUUUUAUUUUAUCAAGAAUUUGUCAACAUACUUUUUAUUUAGCAUUAUGGGUACAUGUAUAUGCAUUUUGUGUUUAAUGCAUGUAUUAAUGAAAUUGUGAGAGAGUAUAUUUUAUACAACAGAAACUAAUAUCAAUUCUGUCAAGUAUUGUUCAAAAACAUUGUGAAAGUUCAUUAAUUGAAUUUUCCUUGCUUUGAAAUCCUGGAUGAUGUAAUUUUUUUCACUAAUAUUUACAUGUAAAAGUCCUGUAACAGCUGUCUACACAUGGACAGAGAUAUAGAAUGCAUGCAUUGUCACUUGAUCCAAGAUAAUAGUACAUUUGUACACAUGAAUGAGGGUGAGAAAGAAAUAAAAUCGUGAGUAUGAAAAAAUCCCAAAUGACCCUGAUUUUCUUCACAUAUCACCUAAGUGAUUUAUUUACAUGAUUGAGUAGGUUGUACAUGUAAUCUUUUUCUUGAUGCAUGUUAUUGGUAUAUGAUGAAACCCGUCCAUUUCCUUUUCUAUGAUCUGAUCUGAUAAGGUAAUACAUUCAUUUAAGUUUUAUGAAAUUGCAUACUGAAGUAUUUAUGAAUUUCACUGUCACCGUUUAUUACACAUUUAAUGAAAUGCUGAUUGUUAAGUUGAUGUUUUAUUUAAUUUUGAAAACGCUGUGUAUUUUUCAACAAAUCAGAGGUCUUUAGUACAGACUCAUAUUCUGCAUCAUUUAUGUUAUAUCAAUAAAUGUAUGCGAUGAUCGU
Ostrea edulis (European flat oyster) is the source of this 1716-nucleotide messenger RNA. RefSeq names its product ADP-ribosylation factor-like protein 3. Gene Ontology annotation, molecular function: GTP binding; GTPase activity. The transcript has 6 exons. Gene Ontology annotation, biological process: cilium assembly. The coding region runs from base 237 to 782 and encodes 181 amino acids. Lineage: Eukaryota; Metazoa; Mollusca; Bivalvia; Ostreida; Ostreidae. Gene Ontology annotation, cellular component: microtubule cytoskeleton; cytoplasm. The record is from RefSeq and is a predicted model, not a curated record.